Phyllotreta striolata is the source of this 2996-nucleotide messenger RNA. Lineage: Eukaryota; Metazoa; Arthropoda; Insecta; Coleoptera; Chrysomelidae. The record is from the annotation of a GenBank genome assembly.
GAUAGUCAUUGUUGUUGAUUUUUGUAUUAUUUUACAUUAGACAUACUUGGUACUGGAGAAACACGUAAUUAGCGAAAACUUCGAUAAAAUACCGCCAAAAAAACCUCCAAUAAAUAACAGACAAAAAACUAUUUUCUCCGACUAAGUACCCGAAAACUCCAACAAUCAUCAUCAAUUCAACGCCGAGAAUUGAUCCGAUAAGUUGUAAAAUAAUUCCACAGCGCGAAAAUGCCACUAGCAAUUCUACUGGCAAUUUUCGGAAUAGCAUCAGCGUUUCCACGCGAAACGCUCAAUUCCACAACACAAUUCAACGACACGAUCCAAAGCUAUCGUUUACCUGACACGAUAGUACCAUCCAGGUACCGCCUAAAUCUAGUAAUACCGGAGAGCGCUCUCAAAGGAAACUCCACGACAUUCUAUGGUUGCGUUAAAAUCGACAUCGUAGUACUGAAAUGUACCCAAGAAGUACUACUCAACUCCAUGGUGAACGUCACCAAUGCCACCAUCGACGAUGGUACCAGAAACACCGUUUUUCAAUAUCAAUAUCAAUACAGCACCAGUCAAAUACUCAAAUUAAUACUGCCCGGGAAAGUGUUAGUACCGGACAGUCCCUACACUUUGAAUAUUUGCUUUAACAGCGAAUUAACCACGGAUAACGUCAAGGGAGUGUCGAGGAUCGAGUACCCAGGAGGAUUCGGCGGCAAAGAGUACUUAAUUUUAACGCAAUUCCAAUCCACCUACGCCCGGUACGCUUUUCCUUGCUUCGACGAACCAAUGUACAAGGCCAAGUUUGUUCUACAACUCACCUACCCGCAAUGGUACCGAGCAAGGUCCAACACCAAAGAAGAACAAGUUCUUAUAAGGAGCGAUACUAAAACUUCCAUAUUCAAGGAAACCCCCAUCAUGUCGACCUAUUUGCUGGCCUUCUCCGUAUCGAGUUUCACCUGCACCGAGUCCAAACGCGACUGGUACGUCUUGAGUACUUGCUCGCGGGAGAAAUUCGCUCCCAACAGGAACCUAGCCAUGGAGUACGGAGCGAAAAUCAUCCAAGCAAUGGACAAAUGGACGGGCUACAAUUACAGCUCGAGCCUGUCCAAGCUGGAGCAGUUCGCGUUUCCCGGAAUCACCGGAUUGGCCAUGGAGAAUUGGGGUUUCGUCACCUACCACGAGUACAUGAUUUUGUUCGACGAAGCGGACACGUCCGCGCUUCUGAAGCAGUCCAUUAUCGAAAUUACAGCGCACGAAUUCGCUCACCAAUGGUUCGGGAAUUUGGUGACGACGCGCUGGUGGAACUCUUUGUUCUUGAACGAAGGCUUCGCCACUUAUUUCCAACAUUAUCUAUUCAACUUGAUAGGAUUGGAACAUUACGAGAUGGACAAGCAGCUGGUCAUCAGCCAGCAGCAUUUGGCGCUCCUGAGAGAUGCUGAAUACGUUUCGCCGGAGGCUUUGGAGUCCGAUGUCGAAGAUCCGAACGAUAUUGAGGAUCGAUUCAGUACCGUAACGUACAGUAAAGGAGCUAGUGUGAUCAGGAUGGUGGAAAACAUCAUCGGAAAGAAGAGCUUCCAAAAGGGCCUUCAGCAUUAUUUAAAAAAAAACGCCUACAAAUCGACCAGACCGAGAGACCUAUGGAGAUCUCUAAGCUUGUACACCAAAUCGGAAUCGCUGCCGAGCAAUUUCACUCUGCAUGAAGUGAUGCGCGAGUGGAUCAUCAGGGGUGGUUUUCCUCUCAUCACAGCCACCUUGGAGGGCAAAGAUGUGCGACUAACGCAGAAGAGGUUCUUCAACGAAGGCAAAACGGCCGGCCGAUGGUUCGUGCCCAUUACUUUCCGGAUUGCCAGCAGCAACAAGUCCAGGACGUUUUGGUUGAAACCUAACCAUUCGGUUACCCUUCGAGGAGCCGGUGAAAGUUGGGUGCUGCUCAACCACAACUCCACAGGCUACUUUAGGGUUAAAUACGACGAGACUCUCUAUCACCGAUUAACCGAGGCUCUAAGAACAGAUUUCCACCAAUUCACCGAACUGGACAGAGCCCAAAUAAUCGACGAUUCCUUUAACCUGGCGCUAGCAGGGGACAUAACCUAUUACCAACUCUUCCAUCUAAUCAACUUCAUCCAAAACGACACCUCCUAUUUCACCUGGGAGACGGCCAUCAGAGGCUUCAACGGCAUCAUGGAGAAGUUCAACGAGGAUUCGGAACUCGUCAAACACCUCAAAGCGAUGGUACUGCAACUGAUCGAUGCGCCUUUUAAUCUGGUCUACAUCUCCAACUGGCAACGCCUGGAUCACCUUACAACGUUGAAACUAUCGAUGAUAUGGAACACGGCCUGCGAUGUCGGCCACAAGAAUUGCAUUGCCGAAUCCAAGCAGUUGUUCGAAAAAUUCAAAGAAUAUGAUGUCAGCAUCAAUCCAGAUUUAAGGCAGGCAGUUUAUUGCAACACCCUGAAAUACUCCAAAGAAGACGAAGAUUCCAAUUGGGAGUUUCUCUGGAACAGAUCCCAAACGGUGGACCAACCGCACGAGAAUUACUACAUCUUGAACAGCCUGGGAUGCACCAGAGAUAAGCGACUUUUGAAAUUUUAUUUGGAUGCUUCGAUACGUUCGGUGACUCCAUUGGAAUUCGAGAUCAUCUGGGAUUCCGUGUACAUGUCUAGUUCCAUCGGCUUGGAAGUGGCCUUCGAUUUCUUCUUGCAGAAUAUGAACAAAAUUUUGGAACAUUCGUAUGAUUACGCUAUAUCCACUUUAGGUAAUAUAAUCGAACGGUUAUCGACGAGGAAACAAAUCCGAAAGCUCGAAAAUCUAACAAGCUAUGUCAGUACUUAUCCUGACAUGUCGAAGUUCCUGCACGACAUUAUGGACAGGGCCAAUCACAAUUUGAAACUGAAAAUGAGGAUGCGAAACAAAUUGGAAUCAUACUUCGGCAUCCAACCGCAAAUAAAACCAUCUCUUUAAUUCUAUAACAAAUAUUAAUUUAGAUAAUGCUAGUACCCAUAAUAAAC